AUGGAUACUGAAACAGCUUGCUUGGAUUUAAGAGAACCCGGUGUAAUAGAUGAAAAAAUGGUUAAUAAUGCAAUUAUUGAACAGGGGCCUAAGGGAGAAGAAGGCAGAUUAUUUAAACAACAAGGAAUUGUUUAUGAGGAAGUAGCUCAAUUACGUUUAGAAUACCUAGAUAUUUUGAAAAUUGAUCAUCUCUGGAUGCUAACGGGACUUACAAAAUUACAACUUUGUAACAAUCGUAUAGAAAAAAUUGAAAAUUUACAUUUUUUGGUGAAUCUUGUAGAAUUGGAUCUUUCUUUUAAUUUCAUUGAAACAAUAGAAAAUUUAGAUUCUCUUAACAAAUUGGAAAUUUUAACGUUUUUUCAAAAUAAUAUUAGUGAAUUGAAAAAUUUAGAUACUUUGACCAAUCUUACUAUAUUAAGCGUUGGAAAUAAUAAUAUAGGAGAUCGAAAUAGCGUUUUGUAUUUAAGAAGAUUUGAAAAUUUAAAAUCGUUAAAUUUAGCAGGAAAUCCAGUAAGUAAAGGAGAUAAUUUUGUCAAAUUUAUAAUGGCGUACCUCCCUCAAUUAAAUUAUUACGAAUAUCGUUUAAUUUUAUACGAGGAAAGAGAAGAUGCAAGAGAAUUUUUUGGAAACAAUCUUCUUAAGCUUGAGAGAGAAGAAAGCGAAACGAAAGCAAUUUUUAAGAAAAAAAAAAGAGAGGAAGAACAAGAAAUAUUAAAUAGUGAAGCAUUUGUAGAAUAUAUUGGAAAUAAUCAUUUCUUUAAGUCUUUAUUCGAGAAUGAUACAGACUGUCAAGCCCUUCUUCAAAUGGGGGACUUUUCCUCUGGUUUUUACGAAGAAUAUCAAAAAAAUUUUGAAGAAAUUGCCAACGAAUUGGUGGCUUUAGGCCUUCAACAAUUAGAGUUGAGAAAAGAAGAAAUUGCAAGAUUUGAAAAGCAUGUUGGAGAUGCAAAAAGAAGACUAUACGAAGAAUCGAGAAAAAUCAUUGAAAAUUUUAUCGAACAAAAAAAUUCAAUUUUUGAACAGUUAAAAGAGGUAUUGAACAAUGAGGAUGAUGAAGAUGAUGUUGCUAAUGAAACAUCAGUAAGCAUACAACUUCUUAAUGAAAAUUUUAAAGAUCUUUGUCACAAAACAUGGACCGUUUUAAUGAGUAAAGAAUUAAAUUUGUUUGAAAGAACUGAGGAUGUCAAUGGAACUUACGAAAGGUCUUUAACCGAAUUGGUAAAUUCUUUUGUGGAAGGAUCGCAAAGUCUAUUCACACAAAUACGUCAAUUACAAAAUACUUUUAAUGAAAAUUUGACGGAUGCUGCAAAUAAAUUUUUCACAAAUUACACCGUAGCCAGUGCAACAAAAUUGGGAAACGAAUUUAAAAAUAUUUCUGAUAAUUUGGCUUAUCUUUUGCAAGAUAAAGAAGUUUUAGUGAAUGCAUUGUCUGCCUCACACGAUUAUCAUUUGCUAUUAAUUGAUCAAAGAGAAGAUAAAUUAAUAACGGGUGUCAGGACGUGGCUCGCCAACUUAUUAGAAAAUUUAGUCAAUUCGGAAAUUAAUCGUCACAGAAGAUCUAUUAUGGAAAUAAAUCAUUUCUUAGAUAUACAAAAAGCCGAACUUCACAGUUUGUUAAUGACUCCGAUGGGUUUGAAUUUGUUACCGAAAGAUAUCCAAGAUGCUCUUCAAAUGUAA
Molecule: messenger RNA, 1677 nt
Organism: Pediculus humanus corporis (human body louse)
Lineage: Eukaryota; Metazoa; Arthropoda; Insecta; Psocodea; Pediculidae
Product: protein phosphatases pp1 regulatory subunit, putative
Exons: 9
Coding region: 1-1677 (558 amino acids)
Molecular function (GO): protein binding
Source: RefSeq, a predicted model, not a curated record